AGGUCCGAGAAGGGAGGCCGAGCCCAGCUCGGACCCCGACCCAGGGUGCCGCCUCCUGAGUGCCGCGGCCGGCGACGCUACGAGCCAGGUACGGCCUGACGUGGCGUGUGCGGGCCGUGCGGGGUCUGGGUUGCCAGGCCCACCUGCCGCCUCCACUCCAGUGAUCACAUCCGAGGACCAUCCUGCCCCGAUGUGUCCCUGCCCGUCAACCCCGGGCCAGUGAAGCAGAACCGGCAGGAUCCCAGAGACCCCGGGACCUGCAGCCCAGGUGAAAAUGAGUUCUUCCAUAAGAAGAAAAGGCAAGCCAGGCAAAGGGGAUGGAAAGGGAUCUUCUAGAGGAGGAAGAGGAGGCAGGGGUCACGCGAAUAAAUCUCACGGGGGCGGCUGUGGCGGUGGUGGUGGCGGCGGUGGCGGCGGUAGAAAGGCCUCAAGCAGGAUUUGGGAUGAUGGUGAUGACUUCUGUGUCUUCACUGAAUCAAAGCACCCACCCAGGCCCAAUGACAAUAACAAAAGCAAAGCAGAGCCGCGGCCUAAGUGGAAGCCCAGAGCCAAAGUGCCUCUCCAGACACUGCACAUGACGUCAGAGAAUCAGGAGAAGGUGAAAGCCCUUCUGAGAGACCUGCAGGAACAGGAUGUGGACGUGGGAUCUGAAAAAGAGAUCUCUGGGGAGGAGGAAGAGGAGGAGGAGGAAGAGGAGGAGCCAGAAUGUGAUGACGAGCAGUGUUGGCCGGCUGGACAAGAGCCUGCCUUUAUUCCUGACCCCAUUGCUUGGGAAUAUAUUGGCCCAGAAGAAGUAGAGUCUCCUGUUCCAGAACUUACAGUCUCACCGUUUGCAGUGCAAAAACUUUCCAGGUAUGGUUUCAACACUGAACACUGUCAUUUGGCCCUGAGGGUUUGUGAUGGAGAUCUGGGGGCAGCGCUAGAGCAUCUGCUGGACCAGUGUUUUUCGGAGAAAUUUGGAGAGAGGAUGAGACUGUCCGAGGCAGCUACUCGUAUAAGCUUGCAUGAGUGUGUGGAGCAGAGACAGGAGGAGGCGCUCGCUCUCAGGUCAAUCUGUGGAGAAAAGUUUAUAGAAAGAAUUCAGCACAGAGUCUGGACCAUUGGACUGGAACUAGAGUACUUGACAAAUAAAUUCUGUAAGUCCAAGCAGAAGGGAGGUGCCAACAGUGUGCGGGACACUUCACCUGAGACCUGUAGAUUUUACCUUAAAGGAAACUGUAAAUUUGGAUCAAAAUGCAAAUUCAAACAUGAAGUGCCCCCAAAUCAAAUCAUUGGGAGAGCAGAGAGAAUCGUAGAUGAUUCUCAUCUUAACGCUGACGACGAUACAGCUUUUCUCUAUGAGCUUGAGAUUCGCUUUUCUGAAGACCACAAGUAUCCCUCCCAAGCUCCCCUUGUGGCAUUCUAUUCCACCAAUGAGAACCUACCUCUGGCUUGUCGUUUACAUAUUUCUGAGUUCCUUUAUGGCAAGGCCUUGGAGUUCGCAAAGACCUCAGAACCUGCUGUGUAUUCUCUGAUGACCCUCUUAGAAGAAGAAUCUGAGAUUGUCAAGUUACUGACAAACACUCGUCACAAGUACAGCGAUCCUCCUGUGAACUCCUCUCUGGACCCUUCUGAGACCAAGCCAGUUAAGCCUGCCUACCGCAGACCAGUGGUUCCAAGCCCUUUUCUUUCCAAUCAAGUUCCAGAAGCGGAAAGAUUAUCAGAACUGGAGGAGGAUGCAGAUGAGGGUGAAAGUCCUACACCAAUAGUGGAGAAUGAAAGCUAUGUGAACCUUAAGAAAAAGAGUUACAAAAAAUAUGAGUGGCCUGCAAAGUCAGUAUAUGCUGAAAACAGUAGGAUCUGCAAGCAGUUCCGGCUGAAACAGAUGUCCAGACAGUUCUACUCAAUUCUGCAAGAGAGACGAACACUGCCUGCUUGGGAAGAAAGAGAAACAAUUCUUAAACUGUUGAGCAAGCACCAAGUGGUUGUCAUAAGUGGUAUGACUGGAUGUGGAAAAACCACACAGAUUCCACAGUUUAUUCUGGAUAAUUCUCUGCACGGGCCACCUGAAAGGGUGGCGAACAUCAUCUGUACCCAGCCCCGACGAAUCUCUGCAGUCUCUGUUGCUGAGCGCGUUGCUAAGGAAAGAGCAGAAAGGGUGGGUCUGACUGUGGGAUACCAGAUCCGGCUGGAAAGUGUCAAGUCCUCGGCCACCAGGCUGCUAUACUGCACCACAGGCGUGCUGCUGAGGAGGCUGGAAGGAGACGCCACCUUGCAAGGAGUCACCCACAUCAUUGUCGACGAAGUGCAUGAGAGGACAGAAGAAAGUGACUUCCUACUGCUAGUUUUGAAGGACAUUGUGUCGCAGAGACCAACCCUCCAGGUCAUUCUCAUGAGUGCAACUCUGGAUGCUGGGCUCUUCUCAAAGUAUUUCAGCUAUUGCCCAGUUAUCACUAUUCCAGGUCGUGCAUUUCCUGUUGAUCAGUUUUUUCUGGAGGAUGCAAUUGCCAUGACAAGAUAUGUAUUACAGGAUGGGAGCCCAUAUAUGCGCUCCAUGAAACAGAUCGCAAAGGAAAAGCUUAAAGCCAGGCACAACAGAACUGCGUUCGAAGAAGUGGAGGAAGACCUGAGGCUGUCGCUUCACCUUCAGGAUGAGGACUCCGUCAAAGACACAAUACCAGAUCAACAGUUAGAUUUUAAGCAGCUCUUGGUCCGCUAUAAAGGGGUGAGCAAGUCAGUCAUCAAGACGAUGUCUGUCAUGGACUUUGAAAGAGUCAACUUUGACUUAAUAGAGGCCUUGCUGGAGUGGAUUGUGGACGGCAAGCACUCCUACCCUCCAGGUGCUAUACUUGUGUUUUUACCGGGGCUGGCAGAAAUCAAGAUGCUUUAUGAGCAGCUGCAGUCUAACGCGCUCUUCAACAACAGACGCAGUCAUCGGUGUGUUAUCCAUCCACUGCACUCGUCGUUAUCCAGUGAAGAGCAGCAGGCGGUGUUUGUAAAGCCUCCCACGGGCGUAACUAAGAUUAUAAUUUCCACCAACAUUGCCGAGUCGUCCAUAACCAUUGACGAUGUUGUUUAUGUCAUCGAUUCUGGGAAGAUGAAGGAAAAGAGAUACGAUGCCGGCAAAGGGAUGGAAAGUCUAGAGGACACAUUUGUGUCCCAGGCCAAUGCUCUGCAGAGAAAAGGUCGAGCUGGCCGUGUUGCAUCUGGAGUCUGCUUCCAUUUGUUCACAAGCCACCACUACAGCCAUCAGCUUUUAAAGCAGCAGCUACCAGAAAUACAAAGAGUGCCAUUGGAACAGCUGUGCCUAAGAAUUAAAAUUUUGGAAAUGUUCAGCUCUCAUAAUCUCCAGUCUGUGUUCGCGCGGCUCAUUGAACCUCCCCAUAUUGACUCCCUUCGUGCCUCAAAAGUGCGGUUACGGGACUUGGGAGCCCUAACUCCAGAUGAGAAGCUGACCCCUCUGGGCUAUCACUUGGCCUCUCUGCCAGUGGACGUGAGGAUCGGCAAACUGAUGCUGUUUGGGUCUAUCUUCCGCUGUCUGGACCCGGCUCUCACCAUUGCUGCAAGCUUGGCCUUUAAGUCCCCUUUUGUGUCUCCCUGGGAUAAAAAAGAAGAGGCUAACCAGAAAAAGCUGGAAUUUGCAUUUGCAAACAGUGACUAUCUGGCCCUUCUCUGUGCAUAUAAGGGUUGGCAGCUGAGUACAAAAGAAAGCGCGAGAGCGGGCUAUAAUUACUGCAGACAGAACUUCCUGUCAGGAAGAACUCUGCAGGAAAUGGCCAGCCUCAAACGGCAGUUCACGGAGCUCUUGUCCGACAUAGGCUUUGUGAAAGAGGGACUCAGAGCAAGGGAAAUUGAGAAAAGGGCCCAAGGAGGAGAUGGCGUCCUGGACGCCACAGGAGAAGAGGCCAACACGAAUGCUGAGAACCCCAAGCUGAUAUCUGCGGUGCUGUGUGCUGCUCUCUAUCCAAAUGUAGUGCAGGUCAAGACCCCAGAAGGAAAGUUCCAGAAGACCAGUACUGGAGUUGUCAGACUGCAGCCGAAGUCAGCUGAGUUGAAGUUUGUCACGAAGAACGACGGAUACGUGCAUAUUCACCCUUCCUCGGUGAACUAUCAGGUCAGACACUUCGACAGCCCCUACCUGUUGUACCAUGAGAAAAUCAAAACUAGCCGAGUGUUCAUCCGAGACUGCAGCAUGGUGUCUGUGUACCCCCUGGUCUUGUUUGGAGGAGGCCAAGUGAACGUGCAGCUUCAGAGGGGAGCGUUCGUGGUCUCCCUGGAUGAUGGGUGGAUCCGGUUUGUAGCUGCUUCCCAUCAGAUAGCUGAACUGGUAAAGGAACUUCGCUGUGAACUUGACCAGCUCCUCCAGGAUAAAAUUAAAAACCCAAGCACGGACCUGUGUACGUGUCCUCGAGGUUCUCGGAUCAUCAGCAUGAUCGUGAAGCUUGUCACCACACAGUAACCCCGAGCGCGGGCGCCUGCUUGUCACCACCCCUGCUCCCCUGCGAGUCACAGCAGCACCUCUACCUCCGACUGAAGCCCUGGGGAGCUGGGGACACGCGGCCUGAGUGCCGAGCCAGCCAGGCUCCACACCGUGUUUCUGAAGGCGUGGGACACUCCCGGCACAAUUUGGAGUGUCAGUGGUAGAACAGUCUAAACCCAGCCUGCCUCUUUGUGACUGCACCAGACUGAAUGAGAUUCACCUCAUAACUCAAAAAUGAGUGUUUAAUACAAGUUUCCGUCUUACUCUGUAUUCUUCUCCUACUUUUUAUUAUGCUUUGUCUAUACAUGAUUGAUAAUCCUUUUCUCCUGUUUUUUAUUGGGCAUGAGAAAUGUUUGGUUUGGUUUUCCCCCAUGAUAAUAAAGGCUUAAUGGAGAGAGCUCGAAUGAGAGAGAAAAUCAUGUGCGUCAGGAAAAUAAAGACUUCAUUCUAGACUUG
This is a messenger RNA of Alexandromys fortis (reed vole), 4915 nucleotides long. RefSeq names its product DExH-box helicase 57 (gene Dhx57). Gene Ontology annotation, cellular component: intracellular anatomical structure. The transcript has 24 exons. Lineage: Eukaryota; Metazoa; Chordata; Mammalia; Rodentia; Cricetidae. Gene Ontology annotation, molecular function: RNA binding; protein binding; helicase activity. Bases 275 to 4438 code for a protein of 1387 amino acids. The record is from RefSeq and is a predicted model, not a curated record.